This is a messenger RNA of Globicephala melas (long-finned pilot whale), 4153 nucleotides long. RefSeq names its product thioredoxin reductase 2 (gene TXNRD2). NCBI's taxonomy places the organism in Eukaryota, Metazoa, Chordata, Mammalia, Artiodactyla, Delphinidae. Gene Ontology annotation, biological process: cell redox homeostasis; cellular response to oxidative stress; glutathione metabolic process. Gene Ontology annotation, cellular component: mitochondrion; cytosol. Gene Ontology annotation, molecular function: glutathione-disulfide reductase (NADPH) activity; thioredoxin-disulfide reductase (NADPH) activity; flavin adenine dinucleotide binding. The record is from RefSeq and is a predicted model, not a curated record.
CCGACACGGCCGAGGCCCCAGGCGGCGGCGGCGGCGGUUAUGGCGGCGCUGCUGGGACCUGUCGGGCGCUUCCGGUGGCGUGUGCGGGCGGUGCCGGGCGGAGCGCGGAGCGCGGCAGGGCGGCAGUGCUAUGACCUCCUGGUGAUUGGCGGGGGAUCCGGCGGCCUAGCCUGUGCCAAGGAAGCCGCUCAGCUGGGGAAGAAGGUGGCUGUGGUGGACUACGUGGAGCCUUCCCCCCGAGGCACCCGGUGGGGCCUUGGCGGCACCUGCGUGAACGUCGGCUGCAUCCCCAAGAAGCUGAUGCACCAGGCGGCGCUGCUAGGGGGCAUGAUCUGCGACGCCUCCCACUACGGCUGGAAGGUGGCCCAGCCCCCGCACGACUGGGGGAAAAUGGCAGAAGCCGUUCAAAACCACGUGAAGUCCCUGAACUGGGGGCACCGGGUCCAGCUGCAGGACAGAAAAGUGAAGUACUUUAACUUCAAGGCCAGCUUUGUCAACCCACACAUGGUUUGUGGUGUCUCAAAAGGUGGGGAAGAGACUCUGCUUUCGGCCGACCACAUUGUCAUCGCCACCGGAGGGCGACCAAGGUACCCCACGCACAUCGAAGGUGCCUUGGAAUACGGGAUUACGAGUGAUGACAUCUUCUGGCUGAAGGAGUCCCCUGGAAAAACGUUGGUGGUUGGGGCCAGCUACGUGGCCCUGGAGUGUGCUGGCUUCCUCACUGGGCUCGGCCUGGAUACCACUGUCAUGAUACGCAGUGUCCCUCUCCGGGCCUUCGACCAGCAAAUGGCUUCCUUGGUCACAGAGCACAUGGCUGUUCAUGGCACCCGAAUCCUGAGGGGCUGCACCCCCUUGAGAGUGGAGAGGCUCUCAGACGGGCGACUCCAGGUCACCUGGGUGGACCUCGCCUCCGACAAGAAGGACACAGGCACCUUUGACACCGUCCUGUGGGCCGUAGGCCGAGUUCCAGAAACCAGAGGUCUGAAUUUGGAGAAGGCUGGUGUGCGUACCAACCCCAACACUCAGAAGAUCCUGGUUGAUGCCCAGGAAGCCACCUCCGUUCCCCACAUCUAUGCCAUCGGAGACGUGGCAGAGGGACGGCCAGAGCUGACGCCCACGGCUAUCAUGGCCGGGAGGCUCUUAGCCCAGAGGCUCUGCAGUCGGUCCUCAGACCUGAUGGACUAUGACAACGUCCCCACGACGGUCUUCACACCGCUGGAGUAUGGCUGUGUGGGGCUGUCAGAGGAGGAGGCCGUGGCUCGCCAUGGAGAGGAGCGUGUGGAGGUUUAUCACGCGUAUUAUAAACCACUGGAGUUCGUGGUGCCUGAACGGGAUGCGUCCCAGUGUUACAUAAAGAUGGUGUGUCUGCGGGAGCCCCCACAGCUGGUGCUGGGCCUGCACUUCCUUGGCCCCAAUGCUGGCGAAGUUACUCAAGGAUUUGCUCUGGGGAUCAAGUGUGGGGCCUCCUACCAGCAGGUGAUGCGGACGGUGGGCAUCCACCCAACCUGUGCCGAGGAGGUGGCCAAGCUGCGCAUCUCCAAGCGCUCGGGCCUGGACCCCACCGUGACCGGCUGCUGAGGCUAAGCGGCCAUCCCUAGACCCAGGGUGCUCAGCAUGACUUCUGCCCCCACGGCCAGGCUCAGCAGAGGCUCAGAGCCAGGUACGCAUGCCAGGCAGGAUGCUGGAGGCCGAGCCCGGGUGAGCCUCGCCCCUGCCCAGUGCAUCUGGACCAACGCCGAGCACCCUGCAGGGAUGGCCCAGGCCUGCAUCUCACACCCCCGCCCAUGCCAGAUGAUGACGACUUGCUCAGAAACCCCCCGCGGGCUGCCCACGUCUGAGUUCACUGGCGUUUCCAGGGCACAAAUAAAGAGGGUGUUUUCCGGAAGUGUGCCCUGCCCAUGAUGUCCCCGACGCACCCGGGGUGGCCGCCCAUCCGUCACCAUAGGGAAUCCCUUCCGAGUCAUACUGUGCUGGGGUCAGCGUGCGGGGGCUCCCCAUCACCCCGCCCCGGAGGACCCUGCCUUUCCUCCUGGAGCAGAGCCUCCUGGGAACGCAGGCUGUGUUCCAGAGCCACCUGCCAGUGUCAUGGCCGGUGACAGGAGUGGGAUGGUGCUGAGGCCCUGUCCCCCGAAUGUUCCGCUUUCCCGGGCCCCAUCCAGCUUGUCGGCUGGGCUCAGGCUAAUCCCGCACAUGGAGGCUGACGGGGAGGGAGGCCCCCAGCACCUGUCAGUCACCGCGGAGAGGUGGCGCUGACAGCGACGGGCAGGGCCCGGUAUUGUACUGGGGCUUUAGCGGCGGUUAAUCUCGUGUCUUCCCAAAGAAAACAUCACUUAGUCUGCCGCCCGGGAGCCCUGGGUGGGACCCUGCUUGUCAGCGAACAAAGGAAUGUCUUUGCGCCUUAAUGGGCCUGCGGGAACUCAGACACCGCUCGCGUGAAGCGUGUGCAGCGGCCCUCAGACGCCCCAUUGAGACGCCAAGUGCCGGGAGGGGCCAGGCCUCUUGACAAAUGCAGUGCGAUCAGCCGUGUCCCGUUUAACGCCCGGCUGGUGGCCCCACGAGGAGGUUCCCUCUGCGCUGGGCAUGGCCUCCCAGCCUUGGAGGCAGGGGGCGGGCUUUGCGGGGUCAGCUGACCGGGAUGGAAGGGGGGCCCUGGACACUGGGAUGGCCGCAUGGGGCCAAAAGGGACCUGACGCGGCCUCACGGCUUACUGUGAUGCCGGGUGAUGCAGUCGGGCUGGGAGCCCCACGUACCUGACAGGCGGCCGCCCCAUGUCAGUGCCCCUGCAGCCCCUUUCCCAGGGCAGCCUCGAUCCAGCUGUGCCUGCGACAUCCUCUCUCUGGCCAGUUCACGCAGCCUGUGUGGCCACCGAAGGGAGAACAAAGCCCCCACGGUGCUCGGGAGAGCCCUGGGGCGCCGCCAGUGUGGAGGCCCCUCCCCCACGCGGGGCUCACCCCCUCCCCGUCCCAGGCAGGGGCCUGGCCCUGUUCCCAAACAUCAGGAGCCACAAAGGGCCCGGCCAUGUCCCCCAUCCCCCUGCCCUGGGGGCUCCAGUGGGGUGGUGUGUGCAGACCCAGGCUUCCCUUGCUGACCCCCAGUCCCCCGCCCUGCACUUGGGGAGGCACCUGCUGUACUCUUGGGUCUCAGGCCGGAGCUGGGCACAGGGCAUUCUGUCCUGCUUGUGUGUCCCUCGGGCUUGCCUGGCUCCAGGUUCGCUCACUGCGUGGCCUGAGACCCCUCCCUGGGCAAAGCCCGGCUCCAAUCCCUCCUCCCAGGGAGCAUAGGGAGGGGCCAGAACCCCACAGGCCAGGUGCUCUCCACCUGGGCCCAGGGCCGCCUCCUGCACCUUGGCAUGUUUUUAUGGUGCAAUGAAAAUAUGACUUUAAUUCCUCAGAUUGUUCUGUGUAACCUACAAUGACCCCGCGAUGUCCUGCACUCAUCUGUGGCUGCGAGUUGUGCAGUGACGUGGGGGAGCUGCCGCUGGGGCCAGCCCACCCCUCCCCUGCCUCUCCCUCCGUUGGGAAGCCCUCUGCUGCCACCCCAGUCCUCUCCCAGCCCCCUGAGGUGCUGUCCCCGAGGUCCUGGGCCCCCAGGGAGACGGAUACACAGGGGAGGGUGACCAGUCCUCAAGGGCUGGGCUGAGGGCUACACACCCUCCGCAGGCCGUGGGUGCCCCCCAGCAUCCCACAGCCGUGUGGUGACCCCCAGUGUUGCUGGGUGGGUAGCAGGGAACACCCACCCCACACAUGCCUCAGCCAUAGUUUCACGCGGCGGCAGGCCUGGCUGAGUAGGUGACCGCCAGGUCCAGCCAGGGGUCCUCCAGGCGGAGUUGCCCUGUGAGAAACAGCCAUUGUCAGGUGGUGCCCAUAGGUUGGGGCAUCUGUCCUGUGGCCACAAGCCAGGCAACAGCUCAGAGAUGUGGCUGGUGUCCUGGCCUGAAGCAGGCCCUCACCCACCACUCACUGCCUGACGCUGAGCUUCCAGGAGCUGCCGCGGUGCAGGUGGCCCAGGGCCCUGCAAGAGGGACGCCAUGAGUAGGCUGGGCAGUGCGCUUGUCCAGAGGCCCAGGGCCACCAGGCUGAAUGACUGAGCCCUGUGGACCCUGUUCAGGCUCUGGGCGCCCGGCCCACCCCAGUCAGGGCACCGCCCACAGUGA